Messenger RNA from Girardinichthys multiradiatus, 2755 nucleotides. RefSeq names its product RCC1 and BTB domain-containing protein 1-like. The record is from RefSeq and is a predicted model, not a curated record. Bases 193 to 1788 code for a protein of 531 amino acids. The transcript is spliced from 12 exons. Lineage: Eukaryota; Metazoa; Chordata; Actinopteri; Cyprinodontiformes; Goodeidae. Gene Ontology annotation, molecular function: protein binding.
CUCUCACCGCGUCCCCAAACAAACGUCAGUCGGAGCAGCUGUUUUUUGUUUCGGCCCCAGCAGAGACAGUAAAAGCAGCGCAGGAGUCGACCUCUCGACAUGCGAUGGUGAAGCUGUCAGACGGACUAGCGUCCCCUGAACCAGACCCAUCACUCAGCAACACUGGGACCUUCUGGCCAAUGUGAGCACAUCAUGGUGGACGUAACCAAAUGGCCCAUUUUCAGCCUGAUGGGGCCGGAGGAGCUCUCAUCUAUAAGGAAGGUCUGCGUGUUUGGCUCGUCUGCUAAUGAGGCCAUCUACAUCACCAAUGACGAUGAGAUCUUUGUUUUUGGCCUGAACUGCAGUAACUGCCUGGGACUGGGGGACAGCCAGAGCAGCAUCAUCCCAAAGAAGCUGGACUUUCUGAGCGGCAGGAAGGUGGUGAGCCUGAGCUACGGGAGUGGACCCCACAUCCUGCUGGCUACAGAUGAAGGAGAGCUCUUUGCAUGGGGGCACAACGGCUACAGCCAGCUUGGAAAUGGGACGACCAAUGUAGGAGUAGCUCCAGUGGUCGUAUCUGCCAAUCUACUCAACAAGAAGGUCACCGAGGUGGCUUGUGGCUCCCACCACUCCAUGGCUCUGACUGACUCAGGAGAAGUGUACGCGUGGGGCUACAACAACUGUGGUCAGGUGGGCUCCGGCUCCACAGCAAACCAGCCUAUGCCUCGCAGAGUGUCCAUCUGCCUGCAGAACAAGGUGGCGGUCGGCAUCGUCUGUGGUCAGACCUCAUCUCUGGCCUUAGUGGACAACGGAGAGGUGUAUGGGUGGGGCUACAACGGGAACGGGCAACUUGGACUCGGAAAUAACGGGAACCAGCUCACUCCCUGUCGGCUUGUAGGUCUGCAAGGUGUAUGUGUGCAACAGAUCGUCUCCGGCUACGCCCACUCCCUGGCGCUGACAGACGAGGGACUACUGUACGCUUGGGGUGCAAACACUUAUGGACAGCUGGGCACAGGGAACAAGAGCAACCAGCUGAGCCCGCUUCAGAUCCUGACGGAGAAGGAGAGAAUCGUGGAGGUCGCCGCCUGCCACUCAACGCACACAUCAGCCGCUAAAUCCCAGAGUGGUCAGGUGUACAUGUGGGGCCAGUGCCGGGGCCAGUCCAUCAUGCUGCCUCACCUCACCCACUUCUCUUGCACAGACGACGUCUUUGCGUGCUUCGCCACGCCCUCCGUAAUGUGGCGGCCUCUCUCCAUGGAGCACGAUGACUUCCUAACUGUGGCUCAGGCUCUUAAGAGGGAGUUUGAUAACCCAGAGACAGCCGACCUGAAGUUCUGCGUUGACGGCAAAUACAUCUAUGUCCACAAAGCAGUGCUUAAAAUCCGGUGUGAACACUUCCGAUCAAUGUUCCAGUCCCACUGGAACGAAGACAUGAAGGAGGUGAUAGAGGUGGACCAGUUCUCCUACCCCGUCUACCACUCCUUCCUCGAGUUCCUCUACACAGACAACGUGGAGCUGCCUCCUGAAGAUGCCAUUGGGCUGCUGGAUCUGGCCACAUCUUACUGCGAGGACCGCCUCAAACGUCUGUGUCAACACAUCAUCAAGAGGGGGAUCACGGUGGAGAACUCCUUCUCUCUGCUGUCUGCCGCUGUGCGCUACGAUGCUGAGGACCUGGAGGAGUUCUGCUUCAAGUUCUGUGUGAACCACCUGACUGAGGUGACCCAAACAGCUGCUUUCUGGCAGAUCGAUGGCAAUCUGCUUAAAGAUUUCAUAUGUCGAGCAAGUUGUUGUGGAGCCUUCAAAAACUAAACCUGGACUGCAGGAAGUGAUGGAAAACACAUGCAGAGAGACCCCAGAGGAGCUUUCUUGGACACCUUCAAAUCCAGUCAGAGAAUGUUUGCGCAGUGGGAAACUUCACUUUCUAGCCAUCUGUGUCAGCUUUGGGUUUGAUCCCAGUCUGGACAUGAGUGUGCAUAAACUAUAUUUUCACACUGGGAACAGCAGCUGGUUUCCCAUAGUGCCUUGCUUUAUAAUUUACAUAUAUUGUGUAAGGCAUGAGUUAGGAGUGUUAUUGCUUUUAUCGUUUCAGUUUAACUGAAGACUCUGAAAUUAACUAAAGUAGCUGGUUUUGUUUUCAUUUUAGUGAAUUAUUAAGAUUUGCCCUUAUUUUAUAUGACUGUGCUGCUCUUGGUUAGAGGGACUUAUGAUUUGGUUGCGCUGCCAAUUUUGUAAGGUAUGCAGGUUGAAGCUCUUUGUACUUGGAGAUAAUCGGAUAUGAGAAAAAAACAGACUGAAAACUCAGAUCAUGAAUGUUGCAGCAUUCAUCGAUGUAGGUCAAACUCCCUGUAUGAGCUAUUAGUGCCUUUCAGUCUGUGGUAAAAUGAUCCAAAGGAACCGGAGUUAUAGGCUGGUCUCAGAACAGUCGCGUUCAGGAUUAGAUUGUGGACUUUUAUUGCUUUGUUUCAUUAAGGUGUGUUUUUUUUUCUCCGUAGUGUUAAAUAAUCAUGUUUGUGUUGUUUUACCAAACAGUUUAGGCUGUGGUGAUGGUCAGUGAAACUGUUUAUUGGUGGAUACAAGGUCAAAUCUGCGACGUAUGCUGACGAUUACAUUUAACAGUAUUACAAUUUCUAGUUUUUUGGAGUAUUAUGAAGUAUUUUACUAAUUUCUAUGCAGGACAUUGCAAAUCAACAAUUAUCUCUGUAUUGAUGCUGAAUAAUAUGUGCCAGUGAAACCUGACCUCUGAAAUCGGAUGAAUAAAUAUUUCUAUUUUCUUCAA